Molecule: messenger RNA, 2159 nt
Organism: Ziziphus jujuba (common jujube)
Lineage: Eukaryota; Viridiplantae; Streptophyta; Magnoliopsida; Rosales; Rhamnaceae
Product: cysteine--tRNA ligase 2, cytoplasmic
Exons: 9
Coding region: 235-1821 (528 amino acids)
Biological process (GO): cysteinyl-tRNA aminoacylation
Cellular component (GO): cytoplasm
Molecular function (GO): cysteine-tRNA ligase activity; ATP binding
Source: RefSeq, a predicted model, not a curated record
AGAGCAAAAGUCAAUAGUUUAAACGGCGGUCAAUAUGGUUUCACAAGGGAGGUAAAUGCAGCUGCACGUAUACAAUCACUAUCCUUAUUCAUUGCCUGUGAGCGUUCGAUCAACGGCAAUAGCUGCUUUCACUGCUUUUGUGAUUUUAGGGUAUUAGGGUUAGGGUAUCAUCUGAAUCAGAUCGCAGAUAUUAACGGGAAAGGAGUUUAGGGGCAACUGGUACUUUAUCCGAGAAUGGCGGGACCAGAGGAGGUUAAGUUUAGGGUUUACAAUUCGAUGACCCAAAAGAAGGAGAUAUUCGAGCCCAUUGAACAAGGCAAAGUCCGCAUGUAUGUCUGUGGUGUCACUGCUUAUGAUCUCAGUCAUCUCGGCCAUGCUCGAGCUGCUAUGAAUUUUGACGUCCUCUACAGAUACCUGCAGCAUUUGGGAUAUGAAGUCACGUAUGUUCGGAAUUUCACUGAUGUUGAUGACAAGAUAAUUCGUCGAGCAAAUGAGAUUGGGGAAGAUCCAUUAACUUUAAGUAAUCGCUUUUGCCAAGAAUAUCUUGAUGACAUGGAUGCUCUCCAGUGCCUUCUUCCAACACACCAGCCACGUGUUUCUGAUCACAUGGAACAAAUCAUUAACAUGAUAACUCAGAUCAUCAACAAUGACUCUGCAUACACGGUUGACGGAGACGUUUUCUUUGAAGUUGAUAAAUUCGAAAACUACGGCGACUUAUCUAAACAAAAAUUAGAAAAUAACAGAGCUGGCGAGCGAGUUGCUGUUGACUCAAGAAAGCAUAAUCCUGCUGACUUUGCAUUGUGGAAGGCUGCAAAGCCCGGUGAGCCAAGUUGGGAGAGCCCCUGGGGCCCUGGCAGACCCGGGUGGCAUAUUGAGUGCAGUGCCAUGAGUGCGCAUUAUCUAUCACACAAGUUUGAUAUUCACGGUGGUGGAAUCGACUUGAUUUUUCCGCAUCAUGAAAAUGAGAUUGCCCAGAGCUGUGCUGCACACCAAGAGAGCCAUGUGAGUUAUUGGAUGCAUAAUGGACAUGUCACAAAUAACAAUGAGAAAAUGUCAAAGUCGCUGGGUAACUUUUUCACAAUUCGAGAGAUUAUUCAAAAAUACCAUCCACUGGCUUUGAGACACUUCGUGUUGAGUGCACACUAUCGGUCACCUCUCAAUUACACAGUUUCACAGCUGGAGAGUGCAUCUGAUGCUGUAUUUUACAUAUAUCAGACUCUGCAAGAUUGUGAGGAUGCUCUAUCUCCAUUUCAAGAAGGCAACACGAAAGAGGACACAAAACAAAAUGUCAGAACGGUUAAAAUUACCCCAGCUGCCCAAGAAUGCAUCAGUAAGCUACGUGUUGAGUUUGAGUCUAAAAUGUCUGAUGACUUGAACACUGCACAUAUACUGACUGGUGCUUUUCAAGAUGCCUUGAAGUUAAUAAAUAGUUCUUUGAAGACACUGAAGAAGAAGCAGCAGAGGCAAGCACAGUUAUCUACAAUUCAAUCCCUUGUUGAGGUGAAGAAAGAAGUUACAGAAGUUCUGAACACCCUGGGUUUGUUAUCUUCACAUACGUACUCUGAGGUUUUACAGCAGUUCAAAGAAAAGGCACUGAUAAGAGCAGGGUUAGUUGAAGAUGAUGUGCUUCAUUUGAUUGAAGAAAGAACGCUGGCCAGAGAAAAAAGAGAUUUCUCAAGGAGUGAUCAGAUCAGAGCUGAUUUGACGACUAAGGGCAUUGCACUCAUGGACUUGGGGAAUGAAACAAUCUGGAGACCUUGUGUCCCAGUAGAACAAGAACAGCCAGCAGCAUCUGUGGAAGAACAGCAAAAGGAAACAUGAUGUUGGUUGUCCAGUACAGUUUCUCUUUGCCUUGCGGGAAAUGAGGUUUCACCUGUAAUUUUCAUUCAUACAUCUCAAAAUUGUGACAUUUUUGGGCCCUUCACCUGUUAUACCCCUAAGGCUGUAAGCCAGUCCUCUUGGGUCUCGGAUUUAAAGCAGCAGACUGACCUUAUUUGCUUUUUUAUUUUUAUUUUUAUUUAUUUUUGCUUGGAAAGCUGCCUACAAACUUGUCAAGCAACUAUUCAUACAGCCAUUAUGUCAUACAGUAAAAGGAAUUAGGAUUAUAGAUCCAUGCAUAUGUAUUUGUUUUCAAAGCAAUCUGAGCAUACUUUAGUUUA